Messenger RNA from Meloidogyne enterolobii, 747 nucleotides. The record is from the annotation of a GenBank genome assembly. Lineage: Eukaryota; Metazoa; Nematoda; Chromadorea; Rhabditida; Meloidogynidae.
AUGCUUACACUCAUUAUUGUUGCCGUUUGUAUUAUCAGCGCUUCAAUUUUGAUUGUGUUAAUUUGUACAAGACAGCGUUUACGAAAAGCAGCAAAUGCUCAAUUAAGAGCUAGAGGUCCAGCGGCUAAAGGGGCUAUGAAGAGGAUUACAUUGAAUGGAGCUGCUAUUGAAAGAAUCAACGGAAAAAAACAAAAUGGUUACAAUACCAGCUCAUCUUCAAAGAACACACCAGUAAAUGGAUCCCAAUCAGAUAGUGGUGUAUUUACUUUGGGUGGGAAUAAUAAUUCCUCUUCGGCUAUAGCAUCUGCUGUUAUUGCAUUAAAUGGGGGGAUUAAUAGUAAAUCUUGUGAACGUGAUGUGGUUGAUUCCAACGACCCCACUGAAUGGAAGGAACAACAACAAGGGGAACAUCAACAACAACACCAAUCCUUUGAUGACCCUUCAGCUUCCCAACACCAAUUAUCCCCUAACCAAAUAGAGCCUUCUUUUGACGAAUAUUCCAAUGAUCCUUUCCUUCUUCAAGAAUUUACUAAUGCAAAUUCUUUGGGAGGAAUAGUUUGUGUAGAAAAUAGUUUACAUCAAAACAGUUCUGCUGAGAGUACCCCUGGGGGUAUUAGACAGUUUGGACAACAGAGACCUUUAAAUCCUUACUCGAAAUUUUUUAAUGAAUUUUCUUCUGCAUUUUUGGGAGGGAAUGGUGAGAAUUUUGAUUUUUUUAAAGUUAAAACUGAGUGGAAUGGUCAUUAA